UCUGUAUGUUUUCUGCUGUAUAUUUUCUGCUUCUAUGCUUUGCAGUUAAAUUUUGUUUGUCCAUUGCGGUGGAAACCAUUUCUUUUGGCCAGAGUCUUUCAGGAUCACAAACCAUCGUAUCACAAGAUGGAACGUUUGAGUUGGGAUUCUUUUCAACAGGAGGAAAGUCUAACAACACCUAUCUAGGCAUCUGGUACAGAGACUUUGCAGAAAAGACCACAGUCUGGGUAGCAAAUAGAGAAAAACCAAUAUCUAACACUUCCAGGAGUUCAAAGCUUGAGAUAUCUGAGGACGGCAAUCUAGUAUUGCGUGAUGAGUCUGAAAUUUUGUGGUCAACAAAUUUGGUACUAUCACAACCAAGUUCAAUCGAAGCAGUGCUUCUUAACACUGGAAACUUUGUACUCAGAGAAAGUUCAGAGCCAUCUACAAUCUUUUGGCAAAGUUUUGAUAAUCCUACUGAUACAUGGCUUCCUGAAGGCAAAUUGGGCUUGAGGAUACUUCCUGCUUCAUCUUGGGAACCGCAACGUCUUAUUUCAUGGAAAAAUUCAGAAGAUCCUUCACCUGGGAUUUACUCCUUUGUGAUGGACAAAGAUACAUCAGGAGGUCAGCUGUUCCUGGAAUGGAACAUGUCUGCAAGAUACUGUAGUACUGGAACCUGGACAGGUGAAGUUUUUGCAUCUGUUCCUGAAUUCAGCUACACAUCUAAAUUCACUCUGGUCUCAACCCCAAAUGAGACCUAUUACACUUACUCUCUCUUCAAUAAAAUCAUACUUUCAAGACUAGUAAUGGAUGUAUCUGGACAGCUCAAACAGCUUACAGCUUUGCGUGGCCAUCAAACGUGGAGUGAAACUUUUUCUCUACCUAGGGAACAAUCUGAUGUUUACGCAUAUUGUGGGGAUUUCAGUUACUCCAGCAGUAGUCCACCAUCCUCUUGCACAUGUUUGCAAGGUUUUGUUCCAUUUUCAAAUGAAAAUGACAGGAUAAAUGGUGGAAUGCGUGGUUGUGAAAGGAAAGCCCCUCUGUUGUGUGAAAACAAUACUUCACCAAAAGGGAAGAAGAAUGGAUUUUUAAGAAUUUCAAACUUGAAUCCACCUAAUAACUCGGAAGAACAGCAGCUUACUGUGGAAGAAUGCAAAUCAGCUUGCUUGGAGAAUUGCUUCUGUAUAGCUUAUGCCAAUGUUGGUAGUUUGUGCUCAAUGUGGAGUGGAGCUCUACUGAAUUUAAAGCAAGUCUCUGAUGUUGUUAACAACAGACAAGAUCUCUAUGUGAAAGUUGCAAACUCUGAACUUCAAGAUGAUUCAGGUGAUAAAAAGAGAUUGAUGGUAAUUGUAGCAGUGGUGGUGUCAUUGGUUGGACCUGCUUUAGGAGGACUCCUGAUUUUCGGAGCAAGGAAGAUCAAGAGAAGAGGUCACGGGAAGAAAGACUCCAGCCAGGAUUUAUUAUCAUUUGAUUUUAGUUCCAGCAACCAUGCAAUAGAUAAUCAAGUGAAGAAUGUAAACAAUGCAAGGGAAGGAAGUAAGAAUGAUUUUGAUCUACCUUUAUUCAGCUAUGCAAGUGUUUCUGCUGCCACAAGCAAUUUUUCAGCAGGCAAUAAGCUCGGGGAGGGAGGAUUUGGACCAGUCUACAAGGGCAAAACUCUGAAGGGGCAAGAGAUAGCAGUAAAGAGGCUUUCAACAAGAUCAGGACAAGGGCUUCAAGAAUUCAGAAAUGAGAUUCUAUUGAUUGCGAAACUGCAGCACAGGAAUCUUGUCCGACUUUUAGGUUGUUGUAUUGAGCAUGAUGAGAAUAUACUAGUCUAUGAGUACAUGCCCAACAAAAGUCUAGAUUUUUCCCUGUUUGAUCCCAAGAAACAAGUGUCACUAGAAUGGGAGACUCGUAUUUGCAUCAUUGAAGGGAUUGCUCAAGGGCUCUUAUAUCUGCAUCAGUAUUCCAGAUUGCGUAUAAUCCACAGAGAUCUCAAAGCUAGUAACAUUCUUUUAGACAGUGAAAUGAACCCCAAAAUAUCAGAUUUUGGCAUGGCAAGGAUAUUUGGUGGCAAUAAUUCAGAAGCAAACACUAAAAGAAUUGUUGGAACUUACGGAUACAUGGCCCCUGAGUAUGCACUGGACGGCAUUUUCUCCAUCAAAUCCGAUGUGUUUAGCUUUGGUGUUUUGGUGCUUGAGAUAGUGAGUGGCAAGAAGAACACUGGCUUUUAUAACAGCAACGCCCUUAAUCUUAUCGGACAUGCUUGGGACUUGUGGAUUCUAAAUCGCGCACUGGAAUUACUGGAUCCAUCACUAGGUUGUCCUCCUGCUGUUGCUGUACAAAGAUGCAUCAACAUAGGACUUCUUUGCGUGCAAGAAAAUCCAAAUGAUCGGCCUACCAUGUCCAAUGUUGUCUCAAUGCUUUGCAAUGAAGUUGUAGCUCUUCCCCCACCAAAACAGCCUGCUUUUGCAGCAAGGAGAAAUGUGAUCAAGGCCAACUCAACCUCAAGCAAUGCUCAAAGUGUCUCAGUUAAUGGACUAACUUUUUCCUCAUUAGAACCAAGAUGAUUAGUUGCCAUUCCUUCCAUUUGUACAAUCUGAAGCAUGAUUCAAGAGCAAUGUCAUUCUUUGUAACAAAUGGCUGCUUGAAAGGGAAAUCAGACAAGUAUUCUGUUUGGAAAAACAUAUUUGAGAGUAAUUACUGAACCCAAUUCAGAAAUUGGUU
Molecule: messenger RNA, 2688 nt
Organism: Coffea eugenioides
Lineage: Eukaryota; Viridiplantae; Streptophyta; Magnoliopsida; Gentianales; Rubiaceae
Product: receptor-like serine/threonine-protein kinase SD1-8
Exons: 7
Coding region: 6-2531 (841 amino acids)
Biological process (GO): recognition of pollen; protein phosphorylation
Molecular function (GO): ATP binding; protein serine/threonine kinase activity
Source: RefSeq, a predicted model, not a curated record